AUGGACUUCUCAAACAUCCAAGACAAGGUCAGCAACCUGACAUUGUAUGACCUUAAGGCUGGUGUCCGCAAGGUACAGAAUGCCGUCAUGAACUAUACCGAGAUGGAGUCCAAGGUCCGGGAAGCCACAAACAAUGAGCCCUGGGGUGCUUCGACUACAUUGAUGCAGGAGAUUGCCAAUGGAACCCACAGCUAUCAAUUGCUGAACGAGAUUAUGCCCUUGAUUUACAAGAGAUUCACCGAUAAGAGCGCGGAGGAAUGGAGGCAGAUCUACAAGAGUCUUCAGCUUCUCGAAUUCCUCGUUAAGAAUGGUUCAGAGCGGGUGGUUGACGACGCACGAUCUCACAUGUCGCUGCUGCGGAUGUUGCGGCAAUUCCAUUUUAUUGACGCGAACGGAAAGGACCAGGGUAUCAACGUGCGCAAUCGGUCCUCAGAAUUGGUCAAAUUGCUGGGCGAUGUGGACCAGAUUCGCUCCGAGCGCAAGAAGGCCCGCACCAACCGCAACAAGUUUGGCGGUUUCGAAGGUGGCAUGAACGUUGGUGGCAUGUCCUCUGGCUCUAGUCGCUAUGGUGGCUUUGGUAGUGACAGCAUGGGAUACGGUGGAUACAGCGGCGGUGUUUAUGGUGAUGGUGGAGGCUUUGGCGGAGCCUCGAGUGAUUUCCAGGAUAGCAGUCGCGAUACCAGCCGUCGCGGUAACCGGUUCGAGGAAUAUGACGAGUACGACGAGGGAGAGACUAGCGCUCCACGGCGUGAGUCUGCUGCGGCCGCGCCCAAAGCUAAGGCAGAGCCCAAGAAGCCAGCGCCUGCACCCGUGGUAGAUCUCUUUGAUUUCGGUGAUGACGAGCCUGUCACUACUACAACGGCGCCUUCUACUGCUGCAGGCAAGCAGCCCGCUAGCAGCGCAUUGAACAUGCUGGACACGGCAGAUGAUGACGACUUUGACGACUUCCAGUCUGCUACUCCGGCGGUCCAGCCUUCAGCACCAGCGACGGCCAACUACUCCAUUCAACCUCCUGCCUCCACUCACAGCACGACCUCGAGCACCCAUUUUGCCGCGCCGGUCCCCGUCUCGGCUUCGCAGGGCGCCAACAUCAAUGGCAUUGUUGGCUUCACAUCGGCCACCCCAACCCCGUCAACUAGCUCGCUUACCUCCCCGGUCUCCCAGACUGCACCUCUCCAGCAGCAAUCCAUGGCUUCCAAGCCGUCCGGCUUCCAGGCCGCUACACCAAACUACUUCACCUCCGUUUCAACCGGUGCCGCACAGCCAUUCUCCUCCCACGCCGCCAAGCCCUCUAUCUCUUCCCAGAACUCCUCUACUACCGCGAGCAAGCCCGCCGCAAAGCCUGCAAGCAAGUCCUCCGGCGAUGCCUUUGGCUCCCUCUGGACCACCGCCAGCGCCAGCGCUGGUAUCUCCAAGUCCAAUGCCAAUGCUAACAAGGGUCCCAACUUGGCCAGCAUGGCUAAGGAGAAGGCCAGUGCCGGCAUCUGGGGUGCCCCGGCUGCCUCAUCCUCGUCGGCUCAGUCCCAGCCGCAACAGAAGCAAGGUGGCUCCGCAUUCGAUGAUUUGCUGGGUUAA
Molecule: messenger RNA, 1575 nt
Organism: Penicillium brasilianum
Lineage: Eukaryota; Fungi; Ascomycota; Eurotiomycetes; Eurotiales; Aspergillaceae
Source: the annotation of a GenBank genome assembly